Molecule: messenger RNA, 1785 nt
Organism: Cuscuta epithymum
Lineage: Eukaryota; Viridiplantae; Streptophyta; Magnoliopsida; Solanales; Convolvulaceae
Source: the annotation of a GenBank genome assembly
GAGAUUUGACAUACAAAUUAGAGUCCAACUAAAAACAUCCUAAUUGGUCCAAAGUUCCAAAUUCCUAAGUGUUGAUCCGGUUCGAUUCAUCCGAUCUAGCAUCUCUCAUCUCUCACUCUCAGCCAGACGGUCGUAUGCUAUAUUGCACUCUUCACUUCAUCUCCUCUUCGUACGCAGUUACACCACGCCGUUCGUCAAAUGUCCUGAGGCGGGAACAGUUAUUCCAGGCGGUCCAGCUUUUAUAUAUAUAGAGUAUUGUUGAUCUCAGAUUAUGUGCUUAUGCCACACGGGAUCGUGUUCUAAUUCGGGUUGAAGCCGCUAAGAAAUGCAGAAUUAAAAGCCUGACACAUACGGGAAUGGCGCUUCCACCGGUACUUUCUUUGGCUCUCCCAUCGGAAACUGGCCGCGUGCUCAGCAUUCAGUCUCACACGGUUCAGGGGUACGUGGGAAACAAGUCAGCAGUGUUUCCUCUGCAAUUGCUGGGCUAUGAUGUGGACCCCAUCAAUUCCGUACAAUUUUCAAAUCACACAGGGUACCCAACUUUUAAGGGUCAGGUUUUGAAUGGAGAACAACUAUGGGACUUAAUUGAAGGUCUUGAAGCGAAUAAGUUGUUAUACUACACUCAUUUAUUAACAGGUUAUAUCGGUUCUAUUUCAUUCUUGGAAAAGGUUCUGCAAGUUGUUGAUAAGCUCCGUACAAUUAACCCUGACCUCACAUAUGUAUGUGACCCUGUGAUGGGUGAUGAUGGGAAGCUAUAUAUUCCACUGGAACUGGUGUCUGUGUAUCGUGAGAAGGUUGUCCCUGUUGCUUCAAUGCUGACUCCCAAUCAGUUUGAAGCUGAGCUGUUGACUGGUUUGAGUAUCACAUCUGAACAAGAUGGGCAGGAAGCUUGUAACAUUCUUCAUGCUGCUGGACCAUCAAAGGUUGUCAUUACUAGCAUAAACAUAGAUGGAAAUCUUCUUCUCAUUGGCAGUCACCGGAAAGAAAAGGGUCAACCUCCUAAACAAUUCAAGAUUGUGAUACCCAAGAUUCCUGCAUAUUUCACUGGAACUGGAGACCUUACAACGUCAUUGUUACUUGGAUGGAGUAAUAAAUACCCUGAUGACCUUGACAAGGCAGCAGAACUAGCAGUAUCAAGCUUGCAGGCACUUCUUGCGAGGACAUUGGCAGACUAUCAAAGGGCGGGGUAUGACUGCAAAUCGAGCAGUUUGGAAAUUAGAUUGGUACAGAGUCAAGAUGACAUUCGCAACCCCAAAGUCAAAUACAAGGCCAAGCGAUAUGAUUGAUUAAUUUCUCUGCCUCUGCUUCCUGUUGUUGCCUUACUGUUAUGUUCUUUACCCUGACUCGAUUUUUUACUUGCACGAUAUAGCAAAAUGGUGUCAGUUCCUUUUCUGUGCUCAUUACGGUCUGAAUCACAUAAGUUCAAAAGUCUCCAAAGAGAAGCAAGAUGACUCUAUUGGCAGUACACAUGAAGCUUCUUUGGCUGCAGCCUAUAAGGGAACCCACCUCUAGCCACAUAAACUGUACUCGAUGAGAACCAGAGGCUGGUCUCUGACUUUGACAAUUAGUCAAUUAUUUAACUAUAUUAUCAAUUUACUACUUGUACUAUUUUCUUGAUUCUGUAGUUCUCUCAAGUAACGGUUGUUCAUUAGCCAAUAAAUGCUCCAUAUGAGACUUUAGGUUGUUUGUACUUUGUAGUUGAGGAUUAAUUGGGGCUGUUCUUGAUUGGUUUCAAAUUUGCACACAUUUUAGUGGUUGAUUAAGUUAAGUGUGCUUCUAAUCCCC